Messenger RNA from Prorocentrum cordatum, 903 nucleotides. NCBI's taxonomy places the organism in Eukaryota, Dinophyceae, Prorocentrales, Prorocentraceae. The record is from the annotation of a GenBank genome assembly.
AUGGCCCUGGAACCCCAAGAUCCAAGGACUCUUGGCGGCCUCGGCGGCCUCGGCGGCCCGGGCAGCGCCGCCGCCAGGUGCCCCGCGUGGGCGGGUGCCUCUCCUCCGGGGCCGCGCGUCGGCGCGGCGGGGACGGCGGCGAGCAUGGGCGGCGAUGCUGCUGUCGUGAGCUACUGCGGGAGCUCCGCCAGCGUCGACUCGCUCUCGGACUACGUCUCGGUCAACUCAGACAGUCUCUCAGACACGCGAGGCUCUCAACCUGUGCAGUGGCAGCAGCCAGCGCAGGAGCCUGUGCGGCGCUUCCUCUGCAGCGACAGCGAGAGCCAGUGCAGCGACAGCUGGGCGGAGGGCUCCAGCGACAGCAGCCAGAACAGGAGCAUCGGGUGCGGGCUCGGCAGCGGCAGGCAGUACAGCCGGUUCGGGAGCAGCGGAAGCUCUGCCCGGAUGCCCGGCAGCGCCGCGCCCGAGGGCCACGCGGCUGGGCGUGCCGAGGAGCACGAGGGCGUCGGGCAGGAGGGCGCCGAGCGGCGGAAGGACAACGAGGCUGCGCACGCCGCGGGGACGUGCAAGCCGUGCCUCUACCACAACAUGAAGGCGGGCUGCGCGAACGGCCACGCCUGCAGCUUCUGCCACCUGCCGCACGCGACCCAGCGCAGGUCGCGGCCGAGCAAGGCCGAGAGGCUGCGCUGCCGGCAGCUGGUCGCGAGGCUGGACAGGACCGGCGAGGGCGACGCGGCCGCCGCGUGUGAGCUGGCCGACGAGGGCAGCCUGCGCACGAGCCCGUACAUGCUCAGCAUCCUGAGGGCCAUGGACCGGCAGCAGGGCCCGCGGCAGGCGGGGCCGUGCGUCCCGGCGCAGGCCGUCGCGGAGGAGGAGCCGAGGCAGCGCCCAGGCUGCGGCUAG